AUGAAUGAUAGUAAUAGCGAUCUCGAUGGUCGCUCAGAUGAGUAUCGAAUAUGCUGUCUAGUGGAUGAUGGCACAAGAUGUCAUCGUCAAGCUUCCAACGCCAGUUACUCGAAAAGGAUUCAACGAACAGUUGCUCAACGUCAUCUUAAAUUAACCAGAGAAUCGGAUGCUCCACACAUCUAUAUUUGCGACCAUCAUAAAAAUAUGAUACUAAGUGUUCGUAACAAAGGCAGACGAAGGAAAGAAUCGGAUGAAGAUGGCGAAACUCCAGAGGUUGACUUUCAUCAACUACAAGUUAGUGCUCUUCGACGAUACAAGCGUCACUUUAAAUUACAGACUAGACCAGGAAUGAAUAAAGCUCAGUUGGUCGAGCAUUUGCAGAAGCACUUUUAUACGAUCCCUGUGAUUGAGACAGAAGCUCUUUCGUACUUUAUCUACAUGGUUAAAACGUUUCGCAGUAAAUUAGAUCAGAAACCUCUGGACGCCUCUCUGUAA
Trichoplax adhaerens is the source of this 495-nucleotide messenger RNA. RefSeq lists its product as uncharacterized. Gene Ontology annotation, cellular component: histone deacetylase complex. Gene Ontology annotation, molecular function: transcription coregulator activity; protein binding. Gene Ontology annotation, biological process: regulation of DNA-templated transcription. The transcript has 4 exons. The record is from RefSeq and is a predicted model, not a curated record. NCBI's taxonomy places the organism in Eukaryota, Metazoa, Placozoa, Uniplacotomia, Trichoplacea, Trichoplacidae. Bases 1 to 495 code for a protein of 164 amino acids.